AUGACCUCCUCUCACCCAGACCACCCCCUCUUCAAACCCACGCUGAUCAUCCACGGCGGCGCGGGCGCCAUCCAGCGGUCCAAGCUCCCUCCUGAGCUCUGGGCAAAGUACCACGCCUCGCUACUGUCCUACCUGCGGUCGACGUACGAGAAGCUCAAGAAUGGCGUCAGCGCCCUGGACGCUGCUGUCCACGCCGUCUCGCUGCUCGAAGAUGACGAGCUCUUCAAUUGCGGCCGUGGAAGCGUGUUCACGUCUGCGGGGACGAUCGAGAUGGAGGCUUCGGUGAUGGUGACGUCUGUUCGAGACCAUAGUCAUAAUCAUGGACACGGUCUUGGCCGAGCAGCCAUCAAGCGCGGCGCAGGCGUCAUCCGCGUCAAGAACGUGCGCCAUCCGGUACAGCUGGCGCGGGAAGUGCUGCUGCGGACGGGGAUCGACGAGAAUGGCGAUGCGGCAGACGAUGGAGGGAACAUGCAUUCGCAGCUCAGCGGGCCGUACGUCGAGACGCUGGCGCGAGACUGGGGUCUGGAGUUCAAGCCCGACGAGUGGUUCUGGACCAAGGCCCGAUGGGACGAGCAUCAGCGGGGGCUGAAGGGCAUCAAGGAGGAUAUUACCCUCAGCCAGGGCACCGUCGGCUGCGUCUGUCUCGAUCAGUGGGGGAAUCUGGCCACGGCGACGAGUACGGGCGGGCUGACGAACAAGAAGCCUGGCCGGGUGGGCGAUACGCCGACGCUGGGUGCUGGGUUUUGGGCGGAGUCGUGGUCGUCAGAGACGGCGCCAGAACAGACGGUACCAGACCAGACGAUGGUGUAUAGACCUGGAGCUGGAGCUUCAAGGACAGAAGACAAGCCGAAUUUCACCAUCCACUGGGACGCUCUGUCCCCGUGGAACCUGAUCCAGGAUCUCUUCCUGGGCGAUUGUCUUGGGCGGUCUGAAUCGCGGACUGUUCAGCGACAGCAGACUGAGAAGCAGCCACUGCUCAAUCAGUCUUCGUCUACAACUAAACCUGUUCGCAAACGCACGACCCGCGCCGUCGCCCUCUCCGGCACCGGCAACGGCGACUCCUUCCUCCGACUCAACGCCGCCCGAACAGCCAGCGCCAUGCUCCGCUUCUCGGACAAGAAGCUCUCCCUUGGACAAGCCAUCACAGCCGUAGCCGGACCGGGAGGCGAACUGCAGCAAUCCGCGGGCCAGCGAUGGGGGAAGACGGGCGAGGGGAUGGGCGGGUUGAUUGGGAUUGAGGCGGAGCUGGAGAGUGACGCUGAUAGAAACUCUUUACGAAAGGGAAAAGUCGUCCACGACUUCAACUGCGGCGGGAUGUUCCGCGCGUGGAUGGAGGAGGAUAGCACGGGGGAGGAGAGGGAGCGGGUGAUGGUUUUUCGGGAGGAAUAUCAUUAA
Molecule: messenger RNA, 1395 nt
Organism: Rasamsonia emersonii CBS 393.64
Lineage: Eukaryota; Fungi; Ascomycota; Eurotiomycetes; Eurotiales; Trichocomaceae
Product: Asparaginase
Exons: 1
Coding region: 1-1395 (464 amino acids)
Molecular function (GO): hydrolase activity
Source: RefSeq, a predicted model, not a curated record